Molecule: messenger RNA, 1729 nt
Organism: Vitrella brassicaformis
Lineage: Eukaryota; Vitrellaceae
Source: the annotation of a GenBank genome assembly
GUCGAUAGUGAGGGAGAGUGGGACUGUCUGAUGUCGAUGUGGCUGCUUGAUCAUCGACAGCUGAAUGACUUGUCUGUCUGCUCGAACCAAUACACACACACAGCCCAAAGCGCAUCGACGAUACACAGCCUAUGAAAAGUUACGGAAAAUAAAAUCAGCAGCGCACGGACAUGCACACACCAUCGACUCACGGCUGUCGAUCGAUCAAGGAACACACAAAAAAUGCAUUGCAGUCUGGGAAAUCACACGCAGAGACAGAAACCACAGACACUCAUUAGCCUCUUCCACACACCAAGAGAGAGGAGUGGGAUCACACACAAGGCACAGCACAGCACAGGAAAGCACCGAACAUACGAUAAAAUAGAAUACACACGAUGUGUCUGUCUGUCUGUCUGCUCUGCUGUUCCCUCCCUCCCUCCCUCAUUCAUACGUUGGCGAGAUCACCGCCGUCUUGUGGAUUGCUCACAUUCCCCACCACAGCUGCUGCCGGAGGCCCGUGGGACACGACGGGGGCAGGCAGAGACACCGGGGCGGCCGCACCGGCUGCUUGGCGCUGCCUCUUGACCCUCCGCCUCUCCACGCACUUGACGACGACAUCGAAAAGCAACAGUAGCACCAGAGGGACGAAAUUGACGGAUGAGGCGGCAAGCAUGAGAUAGGGGCCCACACCAACCUCACACGGCGCUGCGUGCAUGUCGCCCGUCACGGCGUUGAAGCACCAGUUGACGUUGGUCAGGUGUGUCCACACGAAGAAGGCAACAAAGGGAAACCCAUAGCUUGCCGUCAACAAGACAGCGGUGAUGCGGUAUAGGAUGGUGCGGCAACCGGCUGUCGGCUCACCCUGCAAGCCAAAGAAAGGGACUGCGAAGGAUAGUCCGAUGAGAAGGGGCCAGGAGAUCGUCGCGGCGAAGACAGCGAUGCGCGCGAUGUAGUUACGGCGCCAUACAGCGGCCGCCUUGUCGUCGCCCCUCUGGAUGCUCUUGUCAACAAGGAAGCCGUACGAUGCCUCACACGCACAGGUGCUUCCCGAGUCGUAAGUCGUGUAUGUGCACUUCUGGAAUCGCACUCGUGUGUCGACGGUGUCGCGUGCGCACCGUCUGGCGUCGGCUCCAUCCACCAGCUUCAGCCGGAUCGUGUAGCUGUCGACAGCCGUGAUGCUGUACAUCUGCUCCAUCUCCUCAUAGAACUGUGGAGAGAGUGAGUGCGGGUGAGCGGCUUCGGCAGCAUAAUGUGUUGGGGAGCUCCGCCAGUCGGGCAAGCCGGCCAAUGGGAUUCCCAGGCCACAUAUGACAAACACCAACGCCCCGAUGCCGGGCGCCCAGACCACAACCCAACGCCGUAAGCGCUCCCUCAUCGCCUCUGUGACACGCAGGAGUCACACAAACUGACACGACAGCACACAGAUCUGUUGUGUGUGUAAUGGCGUGCCGCUCUGUGCUCGGUGCUGAGUGCGUUGAAGAAAGAAAGCCGCUUCAUCAAUGAUACACAGCUCCUCCCUGCAUACACCGACGACACAAGAGAUCAUGCAGAUUAUGUAUGGCUGCUUUUAUCGUCCCCCUCACUCUGCCCUUCUCACCUGGACGCUCUGCCUGUGUCCUUGCCACCCACUUCUCCUUUUCCGCAUGCGAGCUUUGGAUCGUUCGGUGUCUUGUCCAGGGGAAAACGUUCGUCAGAUAGCUGUGCGUUGCGUGUGCGGUGCAUUCGGCCGAGAAAACGGCGAGGCGAAUCA